Fomitiporia mediterranea MF3/22 is the source of this 549-nucleotide messenger RNA. RefSeq lists its product as uncharacterized. The coding region runs from base 1 to 549 and encodes 182 amino acids. Lineage: Eukaryota; Fungi; Basidiomycota; Agaricomycetes; Hymenochaetales; Hymenochaetaceae. The transcript is spliced from 2 exons. The record is from RefSeq and is a predicted model, not a curated record.
AUGCCGUUGGAAGGCGCUUAUACGGCCGCUGAUGAGACGCCUUGGCGACGCGAAACAGUUCCUCCGCGCCGUCACCGACUUCCCCAGCGUUUGGAUUGGGCUUUGAUUCCACCUCCGCUUGAUCUUUCAAAACCCAUUGUCGACGACAAAGCAGCUCUUCCUGCUAUCAUCGUUACGCCUUCCUCGCCUACUGGUGCGAGAGACUUCCGUAUCGCUUUUCUUGCACCAGAACCAAAAGAGGAAACCAUGUCCGAACGCGUGUUUUCACGUAUACAGCAUGGCGCAGGCAUGAACAAGCCUAUAUUUCAGUUCAAGCCGCGCACAUUGUUCUUUAUGUUCCUCGCAAUCUUCAUACUUUUCUGCCAUUUCCUUUCCCAUCGCUUGUGGGCGCGACAUGUGCAUUUGCGCUUCGAGCUCGACAAGCAGGGCGGUGUGGCCACCGCGGCAGAUGGCACACAAGCUGAACACGCUAUUGGCUGGUUUGAUAUGAAUGAUUACCGGGAUGCACGACACGCACGGGACUUUACUGUCGAGGAAAAGCUACUUUAG